AUGGCACCACCGAAGGGCGGCUAUGCGCCCACACUAGAAAAGUUUCUAGACACUCUCAAGAGCAAACCCGUCGAGGCUUCCGUCGAGUCUCUCAUCUCGUUGUUGAAGCGAAGACAAAUACAAGGCGCAGAGUCAUGUGCCCUAGCCACUGCCCACAUCCUCCUUCAGGUCGUAGCAAGAGACAAGUGGUUGAACGUGGACCAACUGUUGGAGCGCGUCCAGUCGGUCGGACGCAGACUGGUAGCUGCCUCACCGCGCGAGCUCACAAUCGGUAACAUCAUCCGCCGAAUUCUCGGUCUCAUACGUGAUGAAGCCGAAGAAGAUCGAAACGAGGAAACUGGCAAUGCCACACCGGCAGAUUCCCCCGAUCCCCCCGUCGCAUCACCCUUGACCAUCGACAGUGCUGUUGCCAAAGUCAUCCGGCCCGCUUUCCCGACUGCUCAGAGCACCUUGACAAGAACACAGUCAAUGUUCAACAUUCUUGCCGACCCCGACUCCGUUCCUCCAGGAUGGAUGAACAGCACCCCUCUCGCAAGCUCCGGUGCCUCUACACCCUUGGGCCACAACUUCCCCACCAACACCUCUGCCCUUAGAUCCGAGGUGCUCGACGGUAUCGAGGAAAUUAUGGACGAGAUCAAGCAGGUCGAUGAUCAACUUUGCAGUUACUCCGACAUCAUUAUCCACCCCGGGGAUUACAUCCUCGUCUACAAGCCUUCCAGGACGGUUCAGAGAUUCUUGACUCGCUCCAAGAGAAAGUUCACACUCUUUGUUGUUACAGACCCUUCAGCACAGUCAGGUCCUGACCCUUACGCCUCACUACGCAAGUCCCUCGCCGCCAAUGGCUCGAUCCUGAUCAGCAUCAUGAAUGCCGGUCUGAUGGCGUAUAUGACCAAGGUCAACAAGGUCAUUCUCAGUGCGCGCGCACUUACGGGCACCGGGGGAGUGACGGCAGAUGCUGGCGCUGCUUCUGUAGCACGCGCUGCUCGAUCCCAGGGUCGCACUGUGAUUGUGCUGGGAGGCGUCUACAAGCUCAGUCCAGACAGUCAAGUAACUCAGAGCAUUGCGACCGAAUGGGGUAAUCCAUCAGCAUAUGUCGAUUUCUCGGAUGGGCAGCUCGUUGGCAAGACCACAGUUAAGAACGCUGUCUCGGAGUUCAUCCCAGCUGGGGAUAUUAACGCCUACAUUACCAACUUGGGCGCUCACUCUCGUGAGCAUCUCCAUACUGUGAUCAGCGAUCAUUACAAGGAGGCAGAUGUCGCUCUUGACCUGUACGCCAAGAUCCGGAAAUGA
Pestalotiopsis fici W106-1 is the source of this 1290-nucleotide messenger RNA. RefSeq lists its product as uncharacterized. Gene Ontology annotation, molecular function: guanyl-nucleotide exchange factor activity; translation initiation factor activity. Bases 1 to 1290 code for a protein of 429 amino acids. Gene Ontology annotation, cellular component: eukaryotic translation initiation factor 2B complex. The record is from RefSeq and is a predicted model, not a curated record. Gene Ontology annotation, biological process: translational initiation. NCBI's taxonomy places the organism in Eukaryota, Fungi, Ascomycota, Sordariomycetes, Amphisphaeriales, Sporocadaceae. The transcript has 2 exons.